Messenger RNA from Sphaeramia orbicularis (orbiculate cardinalfish), 3367 nucleotides. RefSeq names its product zinc finger protein RFP-like. The transcript is spliced from 2 exons. The coding region runs from base 181 to 1824 and encodes 547 amino acids. The record is from RefSeq and is a predicted model, not a curated record. Lineage: Eukaryota; Metazoa; Chordata; Actinopteri; Kurtiformes; Apogonidae. Gene Ontology annotation, molecular function: protein binding; zinc ion binding.
UGGAGCAACAUGCAGCUGGACGACACCCACAUGUCAUAAACGAAACUUAAAGUCAGAGUAAGUCAGAGUGUGAGUAGAGCUGCAGACCAGUCUCUGUUUCCACAGUAAGGAAACCUACACCAAGUUCAUUAGAUCUGUUUAAAGACACAGAAGAGUCUCUGGCAAACAUUGUCCAUAGCUAUGGCUGCUGCCGGUCCUCUCAAAUCUGAUCAGUUCCUGUGUUCCAUCUGUCUGGAUGUGUUCACCGAUCCAGUCACUACAUCAUGUGGUCACAACUUCUGCAACUCCUGCAUCACUGAACACUGGGAUAAUAAUGUUGUUUAUUAUUGUCCCAUGUGUAAAAUGGUUUUCCAUACAAGACCUGAGCUGCACAUCAACACUUUCAUCUCAGAGAUGGUGUCUCAGUUCAGACAUGAAGCUCAACAUGAACCAAACAUCUACAGCUCAGAUCAACAAGCUGCCAAACCAGGAGAAGUUCCCUGCGACAUCUGCACUGAAACCAAACUGAAGGCCCUCAAGUCCUGCCUGGUGUGUCUGACCUCCUACUGUCAGACUCAUCUGGAACCUCAUCUGACACUUUCAGGACUGAAAAGACAUCAGCUGAUCCCCCCUGUGGAGAACCUGGAAGACAGGAUGUGUAGGAAACAUGAUAAACCUCUGGAGCUGUUCUGUAAAACAGACCACACAUGUAUCUGUCUACUCUGUCCUGUUUUAGACCACAAGAAUCAUGACUUUGUUCCUCUGAAAGAAGAAUAUGAAGAACAGGAGACAAAGCUAAAGAAGACACAGGCUGAAAUUCACCAGAUGAUCCAGGAGAGACAACUGAAGAUCCAGGAGAUCCAACACUCAGUGGACCUCGGUAAGAAAGCUGCAGACAGACAAACAGCAGAAGGUGUUGAGGUCUUCACUGCUCUGAUGGAGUCUGUUCAGAGAAGUCUGGACCAGCUCAAAGAGGAGAUCCAACAAAAGCAGAGAACCACAGAGAAACAGGCUGAAGACUUCAUCAAAGAGCUGGAACAGGAAAUCUCUAAGCUGAAGAAGAGAAGCACUGAGGUGGAACAGCUCUCAGGCUCUGAAGACCACCUCCACUUUGUCCAAAGAUUCACAUCUAUAAACACUGCUCCACCCAUGAAGACCUGGAAAAAGGUCAGCGUCCGUCCGCCGUCAUAUGAGGAAAUUGUGGUGAGAGCUGUGUCUCAGCUGGAGAACAAAGUCAGAGAAGACAAGACAAAACUACUGAAAGUGAAGCUGAAGACAGUCCAGCAGUAUGAGGUGGAUGUGACUCUGGAUCCAGAUACAGCAUAUCCUAAACUCAUCCUGUCUGAUGACGGGAAACAGGUUCAUCAUGUGAAUCAAAAGAGGAGUAUUCCAGACAACCUAGAGAGAUUUUCUAAGAAUCCAUGUGUUUUGGGAAAGCAGAGUUUCUCUACAGGCAGAUUGUACUUCGAGGUUCAGGUCAAAGAAAAGUCCAAAUGGACCAUAGGAGUGGUCAAAGAAUCCAUCAACAGGAAGGUGUACACAGCAUCAAGUCCUCAAAAUGGAUACUGGACCAUCUGGUUGAGAAAUGGUAAUGAGUACAGAGCUCUUGACAACCCUCCUGUCCUUCUGUCUCUGGAGUCUAUUCCUCAGAAGGUGGGGGUGUUUGUGGAUUAUGAGGAGGGUCUGGUCUCCUUUUAUGAUGUAGAUUCUUCAGCUCUCAUCUACUCUUUCACUGGUUGCUGUUUCAAUGAAAAACUCCUCCCAUUCUUCAGUCCAUGUAACAGAAGUGGAGGAAACUCUGCUCCUCUGAUCAUCACACCUGUCCUCCCAGACACUGAGGAGUAGUCAGCCUCAGCCUUUUAACGCAACUCCAUGCAGCAAAACAUACAAAGUCAAGGUGGUAACAUGGUAACAAUUUAUGUUACACUGUGAAAUGUAUUGUUUAGGGAUUAUUGUUCUUAUACAAAUAUUAAGAGUUGGUUCCUCAUAGUAAUCAUUAUCACCAUCACCAUCAUGGUUUCCAUCCUGGUUUUCUCCAGUUUGUUAAAGCCAUUGUGUUAACAUUUGUUUUGGUCCACAAUUGAACACACACACAAAAUUUCAUCACAUUUGUUUUUUCAAAAUUUCUUAUUUCAUGCAAACUAAAAACUUCUGGAUGGAAAUUCACCUGAUGAGACAGGAAGUUACACAGAUGAGCAGAUUUGUCUCUUUCCUUUUGGUAAUAAUGUGGAGGUUUUAGGAUCCUUUUGUUUACAGGAAGAGCUAGAAAGUGUGAAAUGUUCACAUUUAGAAGUGCAUGUUUAACAGCAAUUAAUUAAAAAGAAGUCAUUAAAUGUGACAGGUUUUAACACUUGUUUUAAGGGAUACGGUAGCCAAUGUUGGGCAGCAGUGUCACCACAAAUGCCAUCGUUAAUGGUUUCUCAAUGUGAUGCUACAGUAGUGUUUCCUAUAUCAAAUAGCUUCUCAGUCAUUAAGCUCCUUUACUGACCAGGUGGCGCUGUAGAGUUCACAGUAACUUAAUAAAAUACAACAAUGGAUGAGUAUGUGAAGCUGCAAAGAGACCGAGAAGUCAACAGCAUUUAUGGCAGUGAAAACAACAACAGAUGGAGUUCAUGUCACAAAAAUAAGACAGAACCUGUAAUGCUGAGGACAGACACAGAAAAUACAGGAGUUUAACUGAAAAAAUUUAAUAGAAAAUAGGCUACGUAAUCAAGAAUUGACUGAGUAAAUCCCACAUUCAGAUAAUUCAGAUCAGAACCAUCAUCACAAAGCGAAUCAACAGUAACUUAUCACCAGGUAAGAACAAGGUGCUAAGUGUGGUGAGUCCACAUAAUGAUUUACUUCACAUGCAUGUGACUAAUAAUACUUCUAAUUACAAUAACACCACUACAAGUUUAUUAUUAGUACCAAUGGGAAAUUAUUAGUCUAACAGUAGCCACUUCACAUCAAAAUACCAGUACAAGGUGAAAGAAAAAAAGGCUGAAUGAUCUAUAAUUAUAUACAAUAGACUUGUACUUGACUCAGUACAAAAAUCUUAAAACUAGACUGCAACGUGUUAAACUACUUGUUACCAUGUUUUUGUAGCUGAGCUACUACAUCGGCGGUUACUUCAGUGGCGUUAACCUGUCCAACACCGAUCAAAACAUUUUACCAGCAUCACUGACUCAGAAAUAAAUUCAAUAAUGUCUGCAUAGAGGAUCUGGGUUUUGUCUAAUUACUGUGAUGAUUAAUUCAUUUUUGGUUUUGUGUGGUGUUUUUAAUUCCUUUUUGUCUAAUCAUUCUGUCUUAUGAUUGCUGUUUGUCCUUAUGUUAGAUUCUGAACUUCCAGAAAUGGCCACUGGGAGGCACUGUGAUUAAAAUUUAUAAAGUUAACUAGUCGUGUUGUGUG